Messenger RNA from Acaulospora morrowiae, 1902 nucleotides. NCBI's taxonomy places the organism in Eukaryota, Fungi, Glomeromycota, Glomeromycetes, Diversisporales, Acaulosporaceae. The record is from the annotation of a GenBank genome assembly.
AUGGUCCUAAAAAACUUUCGCUUUGAUGAAAAAAGGUUAGGAAGCGUAGAAAAAGACCUUGAGUUCGCGAGAAAAAUGCAAGAUAAUAAUAUGUCGGAAGGAAGUUCUUCGAGCGCUCAGUACAGCCUUGAAAAUCAACAACAGCAAUCAUCAUCACCACCGCCUCAGAAAACGUCGGCGGCCUUUCAACCUUUCACCACGACCCCACAAGCCACAAAUUGUCUGAAUCAAUUACCUCAAGGUGCCGCCUAUGCUUACAUUCCAAAUACCAUUGGAGGACCGGUCUCACAACCAGCAUCAGGUGUAAAAACUAAAAGAAAACAGGUUAAGAAUGCUUGUGUUAACUGUCAAAAGGCAUGCAAGAAAUGCGACGACGGAAGACCAUGUCAACGUUGCAUCAAGUACGAAUUGACAGAGACGUGUCAAAAUUCCAUUCGAAAAGAGAGAAAAAAGGGCAUUAAGAGAGGUCCUUACAAACGUAGGCAACAACAAAGGGAAAGCGCAACUAGUGCGGAUACGAACAAAUCGCCUUGUCCGGAAGUGGUAACACCCGUUACUGCUUCAAUAAUGUUUCCUGUCAUCCCUCCGAGUGAUCCUAACGCACCACCUGCAAAUCCCAAUCCUAAUCCGAUACCUAUACCAGUCACUUUACAAUUGCCUAAUUUUCAACCACAAACUGUGGCGAUGCAAUCAACGACUCCGAAUUCGGCCAUUCCCUCGAAUAUAGGGCAAUUCGUGAUGAUUCCUGCGACCACAGGAACCACUUCUUAUUAUGUGCUUGUUCCACCCUCUUGUCUGCAACAACAACAGCAGCACCCACCACCACCCUCCUCCAACUCUACGUCAGCCCAGGGUAGGCGACAGUCAUUGUCUCAAACCGAAAAUAUACCAAAAUCAAAAGUAGAGCAGUCGAAAGUAACUAAUAACGAGAUUCUAGGUAUAUCCAAUAAGGCAACCGUAAAAUCCUCGGAUCGUAAGAAUAGUACAAGUCCUGGUGGUGAAAAGGAAAACGAGGGUGCAAAUUUAUCGGUACUUUCUCAGGUUUGCAGUGACAUGUUGGAUAAAUCACAAGACGAUUCCAGGCAAAGUGAUGAUGAAUCAAAAGAAAAGGUGCCGUCUGCUAACAUCGAAAUAUCAAAAGAUGCAAAGUUUUCUCCGCAAGCUUCAGGCGAAUGUACCUCUAACGAUAACCUUAAAGUUCAAAACGAUGUGACGAUUCUCGAUGAAGCAAAGGAAAAGCAAUCUUCAGCGAUGGUCGAAGAAAUUGCUGACAGUGGAACGAAAGAAAUAACAGAGGACAAGAAAAUUUCCCCAAGCAUGUCAAACACUGAUAAAGAACAUAUCAACUUUAAAGAUGUUAACCCGAAGCAACAAGUACAGUCGUCGAUCAGCACAACAAAUGAUGACGGGCUUGUUCCAAUCAAUCAGACUGAAGAGGGUGAUUAUCAUCCGAGCCCGCGGUCACCACCAACCUUUUCAAUUCCAACGGUUGGCAGCGACACUUUGUAUUUUCAAAUUCCUCCAAAUUCCUACCCUGUCACACCCGCUUCACAUGUUCCCAUUAAACGCGAAGUACCAUUCAACGAUGCCAAUUCUACGACCGAUUACAAACAUACAGGGGUUUCGCUCUGCAACGGUCAAGCUCAAUUUCCAAAUCAUAUUGACGUUUUCCCGCAUCAACCAUCCAUUUCACAACCGUACUACCAUCAUCGCCAGAAUGUUCAGGCUCUUUCAAGAUCGAGAAAUUCUGAAUCAUUCAAUCAACUAUACACAAGAUAUCCUGUGAAUGCACCAACUCCUUAUCCUUCUUUCGUUUACAAACCAGUUCACAACAUUGCCUCUGGUUCUAACAGCGGUUCGGAUGCUUCCUUGCAGGGCAAACAAAAUUUCCCAAAUUACUAA